UCGAGUAUUCCAAAGACUCUCUCCAUCGUCAACCUAGAAUCUCCUUUUCCUCCAUUCCUGCUCUCUUUCUGUGUGUGUACUCUCCACUGUCAGGCAGGUAGUUGGAAGCCAUAGUUAAGGCACGAGAAUUCCUGAUCGAGGCGAUCAGUGUAGUCUAAAAGGCAACUAACUGUAAGACCAAGAUUAGUAGGAUGGAUGAGAGAUUACUUGGAUCGGACCCAAAAGAUGUUAGUAGUCUGUCAAGGAGGAUAUGGGUGGAAAUGAAAAAAACAUCCAAGGUAGCAUUUCCUGCAAUGGUAGCAAGGGUUACUCAAUUUGGAAUGUUUGUGGUGACACAGGCAUUUAUAGGACAUAUUGGUGAAGUGGAGCUUGCGGCUUAUGCACUCAUACAAAUCAUUACUGUCCGAUUUGUGAAUGGGAUAAUUCUGGGCAUGUCAAGUGCCACUGAGACUCUGUGUGGGCAAGCAUUUGGAGCAAAGCAAUACCCCAUGAUGGGAAUCUACUUGCAACGGUCAUGGAUCAUCAACAUUGCUACUGCAACAAUCUUGAUCCCCGUCUUCAUCUUCUCAGCACCAAUCUUCAAGCUACUCGGCGAAGAAGACGACGUCGCAGAAAUUGCUGGAUAUAUCUCUUUUUGGUUCAUUCCAGUUGUCUACUAUUUUCCCUUUUCCUUCAGCAUCCAAAAGUACUUACAAACGCAGCUCAAAAACCCAAUUGUCGGAUGGCUAUCUGCUCUCACUUUCGUGCUUCAUGUUCUCUUGUCAUGGAUUUUUGUGAGCAAAAUGAGCUUGGGGAUUCCUGGUGCAAUGGGUGCGAUGAUCAUAUCGUGUUGGUUGGUGUUAAUUGGAAUGUUCGUGUAUGUCUUUGGAGGUUGGUGCCCCAACACAUGGUGCGGUUUCUCAGUAGCUGCUUUUCAUGAUUUAUUACCAGUAUUGAAGCUCUCAAUUUCCUCGGGUGUGAUGCUUUGCUUAGAGUUAUGGUACAAUGCCGUUUUAGUCUUACUGGCGGGAUACCUGAAAAACGCCACAGUUGCAAUAUCUGCCUUUUCCAUCUGCCUCAAUAUCAUAGCUUGGGAUUUUAUGGUUUCCGUUGGCUUCCUAACUGCUGCCAGCGUCCGGGUUUCGAAUGAAUUAGGGAGAGGAGAUGCUGAAGCUGCAAAGUUCGCCGUUAAAGUCGUCACCAGCAUUUCAGUAUGUCUUGGAGUGGUCUUCUGGAUUCUGUGCCUUGUUUUUGGUCCUAAAAUCGGCUACUUGUUCACAAGUGACGAGGAAGUUGCAGAAGCUGUUUCAGAUCUCUCUAUCCUCCUUAGUUUGUCUGUCUUGCUCAACAGUGUCCAGCCAGUUCUAUCAGGCGUGGCUGUAGGUGCUGGUCGCCAAAGCGUGGUUGCAUUUAUCAACAUAGGUUGCUAUUUUCUGAUUGGGGUGCCAGCGGGAGCUCUUCUUGGAUACGUGGCCGAUCUAGGAAUCAAGGGGCUAUGGAUUGGAAUGAUCAUUGGUGUCGUGAUGCAAUCACUCGUGCUCGGCUAUAUUACCUUUAAGACUGAUUGGAAUGAACAGGUGAUGAAAGCAUCGGAACGCCUGAAUAGGUGGCUCUUGAAUACUUCCCAUGAAUCUAAUGGAAAUUCUGCUGAGGGAAGACUUAUGGAUGAACAGUAGUAUUUUUCCUUCUCUCGAUUUUGUGUUUAAUGGAAACCACGGCCUUAAGUGAUAAUUCUUAAUUAGGUGCAGGGUAAUUCGAGAUAAGAUUGAACCCAUUAAUGUCAUUUGCUCGGUCGAAAGAGCUAAGGAGUUGUUAAAAUCUUGAUGUUUUCAUCCCAGCUUUCCGUACUAUGAACAACUCUUUGUAACUGCAUUAGCAAAUCAAUGUACGUUUUUGGAGGAUUUUUGCAGUAACAUAGGUAGCAUGUCAAUGAAGGCAAUAAAGAAUUUUCUCUGCUAUCAAGAUAUAGAAGAUAUUGUGAGGCUUUUCCACCUCCUUGUGAGGUUAUCUAUUGGGUUUUUUUC
Alnus glutinosa is the source of this 2003-nucleotide messenger RNA. Its product is annotated as protein DETOXIFICATION 24-like. Gene Ontology annotation, biological process: xenobiotic detoxification by transmembrane export across the plasma membrane. Gene Ontology annotation, cellular component: membrane. Lineage: Eukaryota; Viridiplantae; Streptophyta; Magnoliopsida; Fagales; Betulaceae. Bases 192 to 1655 code for a protein of 487 amino acids. The transcript is spliced from 9 exons. Gene Ontology annotation, molecular function: xenobiotic transmembrane transporter activity; antiporter activity. The record is from RefSeq and is a predicted model, not a curated record.